This is a messenger RNA of Clunio marinus, 1592 nucleotides long. Lineage: Eukaryota; Metazoa; Arthropoda; Insecta; Diptera; Chironomidae. The record is from the annotation of a GenBank genome assembly.
AUAACAAAUUAUAACAGUUAAUAAAAUGUUGAAAUUCUGCUAAAUAUUUUGGACAUCAACGUACGUAGAUGGCGAUUUCAAGCCUUAAUUAAAGGUAAUAAAACAACAUAUUUAAGUGACUCAAGAGAUAACAUGGGUAGCAAAGAAAAAAAAGGGCGAAAAAAUUCAACAAGCAGUGGAGCUGCUACUGCAAAGAAAUAUGAAGCAUUACAAAAUUCCAUAUUUCAAUUUGUGGAACGUAAUAAUCUUUACGUGAUAUUAACAGAUAUGAUGAACAAAGCUUUCCUUAAUAACGAACCAGACGCUAUUUUGUUUAUGAUAAAAUAUCUUCUUGAAAUAAAGGAAUCAACUUUAGAAGAACAUUACGUAAAAGAAUGUGCUGACUGGAAAAUGAAAUAUUACGCAGUCACUAAUCAGUUUGCAGAGGUAUCGAUUGAAAAUGAACAAUUACGAAACCAAAUCGAUGCAAUAAACCGACAAAAGUCAAAAAUAUAUGAAAAACCAAAUGAUAAGUUUAUCGAGAAAGUUUUUGCACCAAUGAUUUCGAUUCCAUCUGAUGUUUACGAUACUGUUUUAGCUGGUAAAUCUAUCACAGAUCCAUUACCAUUAGUUAGCAUUGAAGUAAAAUCUGAAUCAGAGAAUGAAACUGAUUAUGUUGAAAAGGUUUUAAUGGGAGAAUUAGAAAAAGAUGAAGAUUUAUGUGCUCAAAAGAACUUGGACUUAUCAGAAGAUUCGGAGAUGGAUCUUGAGCCAGAAAUCGAUACUUCCAAUAAUAUUACAAUUGCCCAACAAAAGGAAUUAACAACAUUUAUCCAACUUUCAAACGACAACUCGAAACUUCAAACUGAUGAAAAAAAAACAGCAGAACCUGCAAUUGGUGAGGUUUUACAACAAGAAACUGUUAUUGAUGAAGUUCUACGACAAGAAACUGUUAUUGGUGAAGUUUUACAACAAGAAAUAUGUGACAGAUCAGAAGAGAAUUCGAUUAAAGUUUCCGAUACUAAAGAGGUUCAAUCAAUAUCAGAUGACAAAGAAAGUAAAAUUACUCAACCUGAUUCUUUAAGCAAAUUAGUAAGCAGUAUCAUUGAAGAUGACUCGGAUUUAAGUGAUGCCUCGAUGGUAAUUGAUGAAGACAUAAAAUCAAACUCUGAAGUCGAAGAAGAAUCUCAUCGACUCAAAACUAUUGAAUCUUCAUCAAAGAUCUCGCCAGAAAAACCAGAAGAAAACUUAAAUCCUCAAGAAAUUGAGAAAAGUUUGGAGUUUUUCGUCGAGACUGAUAAUAACAAAACAACUGACUAUGAUAUGAUCGAAAAACAAUUGGAAGCUAUGCAAGAAGGGUCUUUAGAAGCUACCAAAGCUUCAAACAAUAAUUCAUUGCCCUUGCUUUCGGAUGAUUCAAUUUUGAACAGUUCUGACACUCCCAUGAUUUCAAAAACAGAAAAUUUACCUAAAUCCACAAAGGAAGAUGAAGAUUUUGAACCAAAUUAUGAACUAGACAGUGAUUAAUGCUUUCACUAUUUUUUUCCUAAUAGUUAUGUUCUAAGUAAAGAAAUUAAAAUAAAUACCUACUUAUGUAAGUUUAUUAAAAAAUA